UUUUACAGUCAAUAAACGAACGAUGCAGUUCCAUCUGGGAAAGACUGCUCGGUUUAUAACACAUUUCCUAAAUUUCUGGCUGUUUUCUUCUAUUCAGCGUGAGCUAGCAUGUUGAGGUGGUCCCUGCGUUAGAGGCUUCAAAAUCUCACUACCGUAUAAGUACCUACAGAGGCAUGGGCCUAAAUCCGAGUCCCGGGCUGGGAUUGAGGGGGAAGGGAUGUGUAUUCCCCUUAAUUGUAGGGGGGAAUCGGCCCCUUCCUACCUCAAUACACGAACGAUGCAGUUCCAUAUGGGAAAGAUUGUUCGGUUUAUGACAUUUCCUGAAUUUCUGGCUGUUUUCUUCUAUUCAACAUAAGCUAGCAUGUUGAGGUGGUCCCUUUAAUUAUGUACUGCGUUACUGGCUCCAAAACCUCACGACCGUACAAGUACCUACAGGCAUGGGCCUAAAUCCGAGUCCAGGGCUAGGAUUGAGGGUGAGGGAUGUGUAUUCUCCCCUCCUUCCUCCAUGAUUGUUGGGGAAUCGGCCCCCGCACACAUAUGUUUUUGUGAUGAGUAUCAAAAAGUAAUUGUGAAGAAGUCGUCUGCUUUCCAAGGAUAGCAAGUAUUUAAUACCUCAUCAACACCACUUGAAAAGUUCAAGUAAUUUCAAAAAGCCCUAUGACAACUGUACGCUGUUCCCAUUAAGCAUGCAGUUAAUACAUCAAUAUCGUGGACGUUACCCCCUCCAUAAAGAUUCAUGUAAGACUAAGAGUUUUGCAAGAUCCCCCCAAUCUCUCACUGUUUUAAAGUUAGUUUAAUUUGACAUCUGUUUAGAUUUUAAGUUGUUUUAAUUAAUUCAACUUGAUCAGUAGAAUUUUUGAAAGUUUACUGCAGCUACAUAACUGCAGAGCCCGCAGUUUGAAAAUAAUACCAUGUAAGGAAAUUUGAGAACCAGGGACUUCCAACGGGCAGUGGGUGUGUUCAGCCUAAUUGGCCGAAUUAGCUUUGGUUGCGUUAAAUUACAUGCACCUGUUACGGGCUUUGUUAACUUUCCCUUUGGGCUUACCUCCCUAAAAAUGGAUAGCGCCAACGGCUGGGGCGCGGCACAGACAGUGCCUAUUGUAUGUACACAUCCAUGUAAAUUGUACAUCUGGGAUUAUUAUACCGUGCGUACCGUCACGGUAGCCCAAGGUCUAAAAUUACACAAUUUGUAGAGGAAUAGUGGCGCCAUGGAUCGAUGUCGCAGAAAAACCAAAAAAGCAUGCAUGGAUUUGAAAGAAGCUAUUUCAUCAGUGAAUCUGCAAAAGGACCCUGAUGGACUUGUUGAGAAAAUGACAAGUUCAAAAGGCAGAGGUGUAUUUGCCCGUCAAACAUUUGAAAAAGACGAUUUUCUCCUUAUUUACCAUGGGGAGAGAGUAACCGGAAAGGAGGGAUUGCUGCGAGAGGAAAAAACACCAAGUGUGUUUCGCUUUUUCUUCACACAUAACUUCAAAGGGAAAGAACUUAGAUUGUGCAUUGAUGCUACAGAGGAACCACAAGAAGGGCUUAGAUUGGGCAGGCUCGUCAACCACGGUGACAGAUAUUUAAGAAAUGCUAAGAUAAAAGUUAUAGAGGUAGAUGGCUCUCCAUAUCUAGCACUGUUUGCCACCAAAACCAUUAGACGUGGGGAGGAGAUUUUAUAUGAUUACGGAGUUCCAGAGAAGGACUUGCCGUGGAACAAAAAGCUACCAGUACCUGCCCAGACCCAUUCUACGGAUGCCACCACUGAGGACUGUUGUGGAGAUACGCGUACUGCACCUGAGGGUCAGUCUGGAUAUGCUGCAAUUGAGGACCAUUCUGGAGAUUUUCCAGCUAUAGCUCAUUCUGGAAAUGCUCUAACUGAGGCAUACUCUGGAGGUGUUACAAUUGCGGUCAACUGUGGAGGUGCUCCAGCAGAGGCCCAUUCUAGAAAUACCGCCGCUAAGGCCCAGUCUGAAGAUACUCCAAUUAAGGCCUGCUCCAGAAAUCCUGCAGAUGAUGGUCAAUCUGGAGAUGCUGGAGCCAAGGCCUAUUGCCACGAUUAUCCAAACGAGACCCACUCCGGAGAUGCUGCUGCGGAGUCCCACCUUGGAGAUGCUCCAAUUGAGGCCUGCUCCAGAAAUGUUGCAGUUGAUGGCCAAUCUGGAGAUGCCAGUGCCAAAGCCUAUUGUCAAGAUGCUCCAAAUGAAGCUCGGCCCAGGAAUGGCGCAGCUGCUGAGCCCUAUCAUGCCUAUUGUAGAAAUACUUCCAUUGUGACCAGUUCCAGAAAUGUCAGUGAUUCCCACUCAAUAACUGCUGCUGCUAAGGACCACUCUGGGGAUGAUCCCAGUGAGGAUUGCAAAAAGUCAUACAGGGAUGUUGUGUUACGUGAUGACGAUACAAGGGAUGUAAAAAUGCUGUCUGGAGACUCCAAGGAUGUGCCCUCUGAUAGUGAGUCUGGGAGUUUGUCCUGUGAGAGUAGCUCCAGAGAAGAGCUCUCUAACGGUAACUCAGAGGAAAUCUCAGAGGAAAUGCUGUCUGACAGUGAUUCCAGGGGUGUGCUCUCUGAUGUGGACUCAGAAAAUUCUGCUUCUGUUGACCCAGUGGAAGGAUUUUUAACACAAAAAGGAGUCCAUCAGGGCUGUCAUGACCCCCCUAAGGCUUCCACAAGACCCGUUGAGUCCUACUUUGCAGAUGCUGUCAAUGAAGCUAUCACAUCUGCCACUAAGACCCGCUGUCAAGGUGCUCCAGUUGAGGCUUUCUCCAGAAACCCUGCUGCUGCUCUUACCCAUGCAGAAAUCUGUUCUCGAGAUGUUGCUACUGAGACUUGCUCCGGUUCUGUGGACUCAGUUGUGGGUUGAAGAACAACGAAAAGUACCAAAAUUUCGGCCCAAACGUCCA
Acanthaster planci (crown-of-thorns starfish) is the source of this 2877-nucleotide messenger RNA. RefSeq lists its product as uncharacterized. Gene Ontology annotation, cellular component: polytene chromosome; nucleus. Gene Ontology annotation, molecular function: protein binding; transcription regulator activity; histone H4K20 methyltransferase activity. NCBI's taxonomy places the organism in Eukaryota, Metazoa, Echinodermata, Asteroidea, Valvatida, Acanthasteridae. Gene Ontology annotation, biological process: regulation of transcription by RNA polymerase II; regulation of DNA damage response, signal transduction by p53 class mediator. The record is from RefSeq and is a predicted model, not a curated record.